Arabidopsis arenosa is the source of this 1482-nucleotide messenger RNA. The record is from the annotation of a GenBank genome assembly. Lineage: Eukaryota; Viridiplantae; Streptophyta; Magnoliopsida; Brassicales; Brassicaceae.
AAAUCCAUCGGCAAAUACUUAUCACUCACGGCGAGUAACAACAGAGAACCGGGGAAAAAUGGCGUGUUUCGCAACCAAACAGCCUCUGUUGUUGUCUCUCCUCCUCGCCAUUGGCUUGUUUGUGGUGGCUGCAUCCGCCGGAAACUUCUACGAGAGCUUUGAUAUCACUUGGGGCAAUGGUCGUGCUAAUAUAUUCGAGAGUGGACAGCUUCUCACUUGUACUCUUGACAAGAUCUCCGGCUCGGGUUUUCAAUCCAAGAAGGAGUACCUGUUUGGUAAGAUCGACAUGAGGCUCAAGCUUGUCAAGGGAAACUCCGCUGGUACUGUCGCCGCAUACUACCUUUCAUCGAAAGGAGCGACAUGGGAUGAGAUUGACUUCGAGUUUUUGGGAAAUCUCACAGGACAGCCUUACACCAUCCACACCAAUGUUUUCACUGGAGGUAAAGGCGACCGCGAGAUGCAGUUUCAUCUCUGGUUCGAUCCCACCGCGGAUUUCCACACCUAUACCGUCCACUGGAACCCUCUUAACAUCAUCUUCCUUGUGGAUGGGAUCCCAAUUCGGGUAUUUAAGAACUACGAGAAAUAUGGGGUGGCUUACCCUAAGGGCCAACCGAUGCAGAUAUACUCAAGCCUUUGGGAAGCGGAUGACUGGGCUACACAAGGCGGUCGUGUGAAGAUCGACUGGAGCAACGCACCAUUCAGUGCCUCCUACAGAGACUUCAACGACCAAAGCUCAUGCAGCAGGACAUCGAACCUAACAUGGGUGACUUGCGACCCAAACAACAACUCAUGGAUGUGGACCUCUCUCAGUGACCGCCAGUACGGUCAGAUGAAGUGGGUUCAAGACGAUUACAUGAUCUACAACUAUUGUACUGAUUAUAAGAGGUUCCCUCAGGGUCUCCCCAAGGAGUGUUUGGAUUCUCAGACCAAAGAGAUUGCUUAUAUCCACAAGAAAGUCAGUUUCAGAUAUUUGUUAGCUCUCGAGGCUGAGUUAUACAUAAAUGUUGUGGUUGCUGCGUAUAAUUUGGUUCAGUUAGGGCUUGGUUGGUACAAUGUUGAACAAAAGACCUCCAAUCCCAAAUGGUUCUCUUACCUCUUGGAUCAGACGGCGGCGUACGUGGUUUUCGCGGGGACAUCAGCCGCGGCGCAACACUCAUUGCUAGUGGUGACCGGUUCACGGGAGCUUCAGUGGAUGAAGUGGUGUUACAAGUUCACAAAGUUCUGUUUUCAGAUGGGAAGUGCCAUCAUCUUAAACUACAUUGCGGUGGCUCUCAUGGUCCUCCUCUCUUCCAUUUCCGCCUUCAACCUCUUCCGCCUCUAUUCCCCUAAACGUUUCUUUCGCUUUAAGUCCUCCUCCUAAUUAAAUACUGUGUUCAUUAAUCAUUUUCUUAAUCCGAAAUAAUGUUGAUCAAUGUGAAGAAAAAAGCUGAAAAGUUAAUUUGUGUGAUCUUUCACUAUGAACAAUAAAUAUCAUCAGUCUAU